UGAGACCCCUGUUCCCCCUCCCCACCAGCUGAUGCUGAUCCACAUGCGUGCGUGCGUGCGUCGCCUCCUUGACGCUGCUGUGUUCGUGUGUGAUUUCAACCCGGAUCCAGAGCUGUGCAGGCGCCUCCACCUCUGCGACCAUCUUCAACAAGAUAUGUUUGCCUUCAUACGAGCCACAGAAUAUGCUGUCGUUUUAGCCGCGAGUUCGUCAAGGACCUCCUCCGCCAUCUGUGGAAAUUGAGAAGUGUUUUCUGUUGAGCGGACGCCGCUAUGAAGAAGAGUUGGUGCGUAAACCUGCGGACUGUUUCUGCCGCUGUCAUCCCGCAGAGCAUGGAACCACGCGCUGAUGGUUUCUGAGGCGGACACUUGUGAGAUGAAGGAUCGGAAGAAAAGGAAGAAAUAUUAGUGGUUCUUUUUUUAUAUUGUUGUUGAUUCUUUUUGGUGUGGGUGAUGAAGCGCGCACACCGAGACUGAUGUGAUCCGCUGUGUCUGAGCGGAAUUCAUAUCUGACUUAUUGUUUUGUUUUUUUGGGGGGGGGUGGAUAAUUGCGCUGGAACUCUUUUCCAUUCAGCUCUGGCAGGAAAGCAGAGCUCGUAGAUGUAUGGAUGUGGGAAUACGCAGCACCUACAUGGCAAACACGAGUGAGUUUGGGGAGAGCAGCGCGUCCUUGCACAACUAUGCGUCCGCGGCCUCUGCGGUCAAACUGGCCUCGCUGGCUCUUAUCAUGGGCAUCAGUUUGCUGGGCAACGCGUCGCUGUCGCUGCUGCUGCUGAAGGACAGCUCGCUGCACAAGGCUCCCUACUACUUCCUCCUGGACCUGUGCGCCGCGGACGUGCUGCGCUCCGCCGUGUGUCUCCCCUUCGUGAUGGCAGCGAUCGGCGGUGGCUCCGCGUGGCCGUACAGCGCGCUCAGCUGCAGGAUCGUCGCCUUCAUGUCGGUGCUCUUCUGUUUCCACGUCGCCUUCCUGCUCUUCUGCGUCAGCGUCACCCGCUACAUGGCGAUCGCGCACCACCGCUUCUACUCCAAGCGGAUGAAUCUGUGCACGUGCGUGGCGGUGAUCUGCAUGGCGUGGACGCUCUCCUUGGCCAUGGCGUUCCCCCCGGUGUUCGACGUCGGCACCUACAAGUUCAUCCGCGAGGAGGAGCAGUGCACCUUUGAGCACCGCUACCUGAAGGUGAAUGACACCCUGGGCUUCAUGCUCAUGCUGCUGGUCAUUGUGGGGACCACACAUGUGGUUUACAUCAAGAUGCUGUGCUUUGUGUAUGAUCACCGCAAAAUGAAGCCAGCCCAGUUGGUCCCGGCCAUCAGCCAGAGCUGGACCUUCCAUGGGCCUGGGGCCACGGGGCAGGCCGCUGCCAACUGGAUUGCAGGCUUCGGCCGUGGACCCACACCUCCCACGCUGGUUGGCAUCAGACAAGCAACUCACCCUGGGAACAGGAGGCUUCUGGUGCUUGAUGAGUUCAAAAUGGAGAAGCGCAUCAGUAAGAUGUUCUACAUGAUCACACUGACCUUCCUCAUCAUGUGGGCACCUUAUAUAAGCACCUGCUACCUUAGGAUAUUUUGGCGCGGGGCUCCGGUCCCACAGCUGUACCUGAGCAUUGCUGUGUGGAUGAGCUUCGCCCAGGCAGGAGCCAACCCCAUCAUCAGCUUCCUGUUCAACAAGGAGCUGAGGCUGCGACUCCGAGCCAGUUUCCCCUGCUGCCUGGGAACACAGACACCCAUGGAGCCGUACUGUGUCAUCUGAACCAAACUGGCCCCACAACAGUCCACUGACAAACGGACAGACUGAUUGUGGUCCACAUGGAGACUGGAAUCCACUUCAGUUCAGUGUAUCCACACUUUUUUACACGUGGGUAAGAGUUUACCAAGGAGCCCAUGAAAAUCUGAAGAAGAAUAUCACUUUGAUGUUUAUUUAAAUCUUAAAUAAAAAUGAAUGUAUGUUAUAUUCAAACCAUUGUUCACACAAUGCUGACUAAGCCCCACAUGACUCUCUGACUAAUGCAGUGUUUAGAUCUCAUGAUGUCCAUGUGUGACAUUUCCAGGCAACAGCAACGUAAAGAGUUAUGUCGACUACAAACACAAUAAAAGCAUAUAAUAGCAUAUAAGCAUAAUUCUACUGCUCAGAAAACCUGGUCGUUCAUCAGUUUGAUGGGAUCACGUCUUGCCACUGCCCGUCCCUGCACUGCUGCUGCUGUACACACACAAACACUCCCUCCGUCAGGUCUGAUAGUAUUGCUCGACAGAGGCCUUUUUCAGAUAAAGGAUGCAGCAUAUAAAUAACGUUACAUCGUUUCUCUUCACAAAGACCAGAGUCAUGUUAGUAAUGCUGGCAACAGCUACAAAAAAAUCACUAAGCUUUAAUUUCUUUGUGAAAGCUAUGAGGCCUAUUAUGAAACAUAGUCAGAGGGCACAGACCUCUGCCAAUCAGCUCAGUCCACAUCCACAUUACUGCGUUUUCAAUUAAAACGCAUACUGCUGUCCACCCUAUCUCUCUUCUUUAAGGCUCUUAAAACAGGGAAAGUGUUUGAAAACACUGUCGUCUCCUAUUUAGUUUGAAAACACCUGGCAGCACUUUAGUCUGGACUGGCAGAACUUUUCAAAAAGAUGCCACCGCUGCCAGCAUUCUCUUCCUGAUUGGAUCUAAUCAGCCACAACUCGACUAUCAGCUAUUUCACUUUCACUUUCUCUCUUUUCACUGUCGCUUUCUGCUCCUUUUUACACCAGCACACAUGCCUGUUGUAGCAGAAUAGUCACAUGACAUACGUUUUAAGGUGUAUUAGUAUGGAUGUAGGUUACUUUUGACACACAAAAAAAACAUUUAUCUGACAACACAAUUUCCAAAUGGAAGUGCAGUAGUGUGGACGUAGCCUCAGUUUCUCAAACACUACAAAUGCACAGAAAACCUAAUCAUUUCUUUCUUAAAAAUCUAAAAUUUUCCUGGCUUACAGGAAAGAAGGUAAACAAAAACCUCCUAAUUUGAAGCAAUGAUGUGCUUUUCUGCAUCACAAUGAAUCCACGUUUUUAAUUUACACACUUGCAUUUACAGGAUGUGACGCAUCCAUUCUGACCAACACGCCUAAUUUUCUGACCUAUAUUCAGCAGCCUGAUUUUUCUCUACAACCUAUUUUUGGUCCAGUGCAAGAUUGUACAGUAAUUGAAUUUUUGGCCGUUUGGGUAUUUUUGAAAUGACAUCACAGUGCAGGUGUCCGAGGUCAGAGACCUGACAGAAAUAUACAACAUUUGACACAAAUCUCAUUAUAUUUUUGAUUAGGACAGUGUCCCAUUUGUAAAUAUGUAAAGACCCGUUUCCCCCCUUUUUCCCAUGUUAUUUUAAAAACAUGUAUGCUGUAUAAUAUGUUAGACUUCUUUGUGUUGUACAUGAACAGGAGGUUAAAACUCUCAUUUAAAAGUAAUUCUUAUUCAUCUUCACGGGUUAGCUGUGUUGAGAAAUUGGUUGGUUCAUUUUAACCUGCUGCAGGAAAUUGAUUUUUUGUUUUACAUAAACAAAUAAAGACAUUGGGAUGAAUACUAACAAUCUGGUGCUUUGGAAAGGAUGUUUUCAU
This is a messenger RNA of Solea solea (common sole), 3563 nucleotides long. It is a transcript of the gene gpr27, whose product is annotated as G protein-coupled receptor 27. Gene Ontology annotation, biological process: G protein-coupled receptor signaling pathway. Gene Ontology annotation, molecular function: G protein-coupled receptor activity. Gene Ontology annotation, cellular component: plasma membrane. Bases 602 to 1744 code for a protein of 380 amino acids. Lineage: Eukaryota; Metazoa; Chordata; Actinopteri; Pleuronectiformes; Soleidae. The record is from RefSeq and is a predicted model, not a curated record. The transcript has a single exon.